Messenger RNA from Aplysia californica (California sea hare), 1145 nucleotides. RefSeq lists its product as uncharacterized. NCBI's taxonomy places the organism in Eukaryota, Metazoa, Mollusca, Gastropoda, Aplysiida, Aplysiidae. The record is from RefSeq and is a predicted model, not a curated record. Gene Ontology annotation, molecular function: oxidoreductase activity.
CAGGGGACACUUCAGUCACGGGUUGAACAGACUCGAUUACUAUGUGGAUGAUAUUGCCAGGGGAGUCAAUGCAGUCGACAAAGAGCCAGAGAUAACCAAACAAGGACCAUCCACGGCCCUGGUCAAUGGGAACAACUGUAUAGGACCUGUUGUUGGUAAGAUGUGUAUUGACCUGGCUAUCGAAAAAGCGAAAUCGAGCGGCGUUGGAUGGGUGUGCGCUUCAGGAUCCAAUCACUUUGGAAUAGCUGGAUGGUACAGCAUACGUGCAAUGCAGCAAGGACUUAUAGGUAUGGCGUUUUGCAAUACUUCUCCAAACAUGGUCCACCCGAGAGGAAAGGAGGUCGAAAUCAAAGACAGGCUGGGCCAACAGAUUCCUGUGGGCUGGGGAAUGGACGCCAAUGGCAAGGCGGGUAUAAAGGCUUUGGACUGGGCAUGAUGGUGGAGUUGUUCUGUGGCAUCCUGAGUGGGUCAAACUUUGGAACUGGCGUCAGGAAAUGGACAAAUACUGGUUUUGAGAGCGAGGCUAACUUGGGUCAGUGUUUUGUAGCCAUUGAUCCGAGUGCAUUUGCUCCUGGGUUUGAGGGUCGUCUAUCAGAGCUUGUUAAGAUGGUCAAAACAUCAGAGCCGGCUGAAGGUCAGACAGAUCUUCUUGUGGCAGGGGAUCCAGAGAGAGCUCACAUAGAACUGUGUGAACGGCUGGGUGGAAUUCCCUAUCACAGGAAGCAGAUUGACUUUGCGGAUUUCGUGGCAGACAAGUACAGUGUGGAUCGCCUCGUGACGUCUUGAUGUGACUCGAUGGGAUGAUUAAUUAUAGAAAAGUAGCACACAAAAAAUCUGAAUUAAAACUACGUUUCAUGUGGGAUGGCCGUACUAAAAUAGACCUUGUAAGUAGCGAAUAUUGAUAAUUAAAAAGAUACUCUUUGAUAACCAAGCGUCAAAGGCAGAGCUCUUCUAUCUUUACAUUUAAUAAAUUUUGUGCUUUGAGUUGUGUGUCUUUUUGUCACAAAACAUGAUUUUGUUUGAUCAGAGGUAAAGCAGAAAGGGGCUUACCGAUAAUACAUAACGUUUUUUGAAAGUAAAAAGAAAUGUUUUAAAAAGCAAACUAGAUGUUCUUUGUUUAAUAUUAUUAAAACCUUUACAAAACC